AUGAAGGCAAAAUUCCUAAUUGUCAAGUGCAACUUGCAGUGUAGAGAACAGGCACAUUUUCACUGUUGUUAUUGCCCAAACACAGUUAUAAGGAAAGUCCAGAUUUUAAAACAUUUAGCAUCAUGCAAUAAAAGACAAGUUCCACCUACAGAACCAGCCACUGUUGAGCCAGCUGCAAUCAGUGAACCAAUUGUCACCUGUGAACCCAUUGACCCCAGUGCAUCAGUUGACAUCAAUGAACCAGUUGCUACCAGUGAACCAAUUGUUCACAGUGCACCAGUUGCCUUUAAAGAACCAGCUGUGGCUGAAGAAGUCCCCUUGCCUGUUAAAUCCGUGCUUGUUCCCAGAAAAUUGCAUAUUCAGAAAAAAGUGCAGUGCGUUCACUGUGGAGUAACUGUCAACAAGAAAAAUCUAGAUGUUCAUGUUAAAAGAAAACACACUAGUAAGAUCUGUGAUGUUACAGAAGAUCGUCACCUACCUUCACAGUGCAUCGACCCAGUGAGUGGUAUAUAUGCGGUUGAAAAGUCAUUUCGCAGACCAUGUUCUGUAAUUCACGUACAGAAAAAAACCUCAGGUCCACAUCCAGUUGUCACAUGUGAAAUGGAUGAAUGCAUUGCCAACGUAGAAUUUGCCACUCGAAGUGGCUUUCAGCACUUUGAGUGUAUACAUUUGAAGUCACUGCAGUUCUGUCCAUGGCCCAGCAGGAUACCAGUUGUCCUUGAUGAAGAUGUCCUGGUAGACAUGAUAGCUGCAAAUGUGUUUGGGGAACAGACCAAGACAACCUGUGUGGCGACAAAGGCAGCAGCAAAUGCGGCUGGUGUUCCACUCUCUGUUGAGUUGACUAUUGGAGGUCCUUCUACAAAGAAGUAUAUUUCUGUGUAUGAACCCAAAGUGUCAUACUACAGCAGACUUGGUAGAGUCAUUGCUUCCUAUGACAGCGCUCGCAACACAUGGCAUUGUCCCUGUGCAAAGCCAAGAAGAUCUUGUUUGCACAAAAACAUAGCCAGGUGGCAUCUUUUCCAGCUACACAGGCAGUUGUUUGUAUCAUCACCCUCCGACAUACCUGCACAGGGCCUAGCACAAGAACAUGCUUGUCAGGAAAGUACCAGAUUGGAAUAUCCUCCCAGUGGUGAAGGUCUCAAACAGAUGGUGUAUUACCUGAUGAAAAACAAAACUCUACCAGCCGAACUCCCCCAGAAAUACAUCACAGGCUCAAUGACAAUCAAUGACAUUCCCAAACACCUUGUGCCAAAGGAGACUGUUUGUUCUGAAUGUAUGGGCAAUGUGGUCCUCAGUGAGCCAGUGUUGAUUACUUCUAAAGGAAAGCUUAUAACCUACACUGGCAUUGUUGAGGGAUUUUCUACAUACUACCGCAUGUGCAGCAAUUGUGGUCUAAAAUACCGUUAUCAAGAGUGGACUGAUGGUCUUCACAAUUUUGAUGAUCAUUUGCUGAUGUCAUUACACAUGUGCAUUAUCCUGCGCCAUUCAAUCCAGACUCAUCAUGCCAUUAGCAGAGCUGUCGAGGUUUUAGAGACCACAACACAACAGAAAUUUCCAAGUAAAGACAAAAUCCUUCAUGCGUACAUGCAUUUUGAAGCACUAACAGACCACACAUACACAUACUCCUGUGUUAAGUGUGGCUACCAUCCAGCAGUUGUUGUGAUGGAUCUUCACAAAAAGGCAGCAUUUAAUAUGCCUGUGAGUGACAUUCCUGCUCCACCACCUGAGUAUGAUGGUCGAGUCAAUAUGAAAGACUUCUGGGCAUCCGUAACUGCCGAAAUAGUUUGCCAGGGCCUGUUGGACAGUGCUUGUCAAAAUCCUUUUCUGGUGUCACCAUCAUACAACUACUGGGCUCCUUGGAUAGGUCCCAACACCAGAAAAGAAGAUACAGUUUUAAACACGGAGUAUGCCAAGAUGCACGCCCCAAGACCAGCUACUGAAGAUGCUGAACUUGAAGUUACUGAAGAGAGGCUAGAAGAAGUGCUUACCAAUCUUAAGGUGGAUGUGGUGCGAAGCCUUUGCAAGCAGUGUGGUCUAGACCCAUCAGGCUCCAAAAUGGAUCUUGUUUUAAGACUUAGACAGGAGAUGAGAAACCGGUCAUCUUAUGACAAGGUCUUCCAGAAGGUGUGGGGGGCUUCAGGGGGCUGGGCAGUCAUCACAUGCCCCUGUGGAGUUGUGUAUUCGCUGAAGUUCCUUAUUCAGGCAGAGUCUCCACGUGACUAUGCAGAUUGUCUUUUGUCUUUUAAACAUUUCCCAAAUAUCAAUAUCUAUGACUUUGCAAGGGGCUUAGCCACACACACUAACCUAAGGGAGCCAGAACGUGUCCCUUUCAGACCUUAUGAGGGACGACUAAAAGAGCCCACUCCAGAAAAUAUCAAGCUGGCCGUUGAGGGUAAGCUGAAAGUAAACCACCUUUGGUUGAAGGAAAAGAAGGACAACGUGGACCCAGACUGUCACCCUGUUACAGGUUCAGCUGAACAUUAUGCACUUUAUGAUCUGUUUCAUGAAAAGAACACAAAAGACGCUCGAGAUGCACUGCGUAAAAUUCAGAUAGUCCCAGAAUUGGCAGGCUGGGUGAACAGUCAAUGUGCUGAACAGCUUUUUUCUGACAUGAGAAAAAACAAUUACUUCCUCAACACACUCACUCCAUCUGGACACAUUUUCUUGAUGCGAAAUAUACUGCAGCAUUAUAACACAAAACGAAAUAAGAAGAUGGAAGAUGGCAUCAGAAAGAUUGUACCACAGAAUGCCCAGUUGCAUUUAGAUGAAAAUGGCCAAAUAAUAAUGGAAGCCACAGCUUCAGAUGGGACACUAGCACCGACCGCUUCAGAUGGGACACCAGCAUCCGUGGCUAGGCUGAUGUGUGCAGAAAGGGAAAUAAAAGACUUCAGGCGCUGGGAAUGCCCGAAGACUUUGCAUGACUAUGUGUUGGAUUGCACAAAGCCACAGAAUGAAGUCAUUGGUUCUGUUGGCACAACAGUCUUAAGAAGAGCAGACUGUGUUGGCUUGGGAACCAGCUGCCAACUAGAGGCAACAGUUGCAAACUGCUGUCUUUCAUUGAUAUGCCACCUAGCUGGACAGAAGGGAUUAGAUGUCCUUGCUGUGGAUUCCUAUGUAUUGGCAUGUUGGAGUCCACCUCAUUGCGUAGACCCUUUUGAAUCGCUACCAGCAGAUGCAGCACUUAAAGACUGCAUAUUAUUUCCGAUAUGGACACCUGGACACUGGCACCUGUGUGAUAUUCCAUCACAAAGAGACAGCUUGGACUGUGGAGUGUUCAUGCUGAUGUAUGCACUAUACAUUACUUUUGAGUGGCCAUUUGAUUUCAGCCAGACAGACAUGCCUUACAUUCGCGAGUGCUGGCUGAACCUAGUAUUAAAGUGCAUGAGCCACAAAAGGGAAGCCUCAAGCCUCAAGGAGCAUCAAGUGGACUACAUGUAUGGUUGUUCCAAGGACCAUGGGAUUAUUGUGGUAUAAUGUCUGAG
This is a messenger RNA of Onychostoma macrolepis, 3482 nucleotides long. RefSeq lists its product as uncharacterized. The coding region runs from base 1 to 3474 and encodes 1157 amino acids. Gene Ontology annotation, biological process: proteolysis. Lineage: Eukaryota; Metazoa; Chordata; Actinopteri; Cypriniformes; Cyprinidae. The record is from RefSeq and is a predicted model, not a curated record. Gene Ontology annotation, molecular function: cysteine-type peptidase activity. The transcript is spliced from 17 exons.